UCAUGAGAAUCAAGAUCUUUCUCCACCCUUCCCUUAUCUAAUUUCCUGCAAGUUAAACGGGCUUUAUAUGCCUCUGAAUCAAACACAGAACAUUGAGAAAGAUCUUAAACACCUAAAGAAAACAAAUAACAUUGGCCUUGAUUAAGGCUGACAUUCACCGACAUUAACAAGAUGGGAUGCAAGGUGUUGUGGCUCAGUGUUGCUCUCAUUCCGUAUCUUAUGAUCUGUGAACAUGUCCGAGCACAAUGUACACAGCCUUCUUUUGCAUCAAGGAAUGUCAUCUUGUCAGAAUCUUAUCUCUCGACUCAAAGUUUCCCAGAUGGAUCAACCGUAACAUUUGAGUGUGGAAUUGGGCAUAAACCAGUAAACUCAAGAGCAUCUAAAUCUGCUACUUGUGAGAGAAACCAGUGGACAAGUCUGGAAUUAGAGUGCACAAAAAAAACCUGUGGGAGUCUUCCAGAUUUUGAUAAUGGGAGAUAUGAAAGAACUGGGAAUUUAUUUGGUGACAAAGUUACAGCGGUUUGUAACACAGGAUACAUGUUAGAUGGAUUGAUAAAAGACAGAUGGUGCCGAGAUCAGGGAUGGGAUGGCAGAGAUCCUGUCUGUGAAGUGGUGAAAUGUAAGGCACCUCCAGCCAUAGUAAAUGGACAGCUUGAAGAUGUGCCUUUGGACAGUUAUGAUUAUUUACAGGCCGUGUCCUACAGAUGUAACAGUGGGUUUAGUCUUAUUGGAAAUUCAGCACUUCAUUGUUCUGAGAAUGGGACGUUUAAACCAGAUCCGCCAAAAUGUAUGGAUGGGUGCCCAAAGCCUGAAAUUUCACACGCAACUAGAAUCGGUGGAAGAUCACCCCCCUACAAACUGGGACACUUUAUAGAUUACAAAUGUGAUGAUGGCUUUUCAAUGAAAGGAGACUUCCAUAUUGUGUGUGGAUCAACAGGAUGGAACCCUGAACCACCAAAGUGCAUUGAGCAUUGUAGCCUACCUGAUUUUAGAGGAAAUGUCACUUUAACAGAGAAAUUCGACGCACACAAAAAAUUCCCACUUGGAUCCAAAGUAACAUUUGAGUGCAUUAGGGGAUUUGAACCAGUUGACUCGACAGUGUCUAAAUCAGUUACCUGUGAGGAAAACAAAUGGACAGAACUGAUCUUCACUUGCAAAGCCCUACCUUCAACAACCACAACUGCCACGAUAGUAACAUCCAAGGCUCAACCUAAAGAUAAUGGUAUUGCACUCUUUGAAUCUAUACUCCAUUAUAACAUUUUUAGAUACACAUUUAUAUUCUCCAAAUGUCCCUGUUUUAAAGAGUUAACGACGUAAAAAUCCAGAAAGAGA
Messenger RNA from Rhinichthys klamathensis goyatoka, 1332 nucleotides. RefSeq names its product membrane cofactor protein-like. Bases 172 to 1317 code for a protein of 381 amino acids. The transcript is spliced from 9 exons. The record is from RefSeq and is a predicted model, not a curated record. NCBI's taxonomy places the organism in Eukaryota, Metazoa, Chordata, Actinopteri, Cypriniformes, Leuciscidae.